Molecule: messenger RNA, 1035 nt
Organism: Oppia nitens
Lineage: Eukaryota; Metazoa; Arthropoda; Arachnida; Sarcoptiformes; Oppiidae
Exons: 1
Coding region: 1-1035 (344 amino acids)
Biological process (GO): deoxyribonucleotide biosynthetic process
Cellular component (GO): cytosol
Molecular function (GO): ribonucleoside-diphosphate reductase activity, thioredoxin disulfide as acceptor
Source: RefSeq, a predicted model, not a curated record
AUGCAUUCAUUUAUUAAACAAAUUGAUGUAAAUAUUGGUCAAACAACUGUUACAACAUCAUCAGUGAAUUAUUCAUAUGUGUCAUAUAUUGACACUCUUCUUAACAGUAAUAGUGAUGCUAGAAAUACACAUUUAGAGACUGCAUUUUGGCAUAAAGAUGAGACACCUAUGGAUUCGGUAAAUGAGAUAAGAAGUAGUCGUAUACGACCGUCAGGUAACUCAUUAUCUGACGGGUGUGAAGUCGAAAUGUAUGGCAAUUUGCACAUUGAUUUAGCAUCGCAAGUAAAGUCUUUACUUGGAGGGGUCACACUGAAUAUUAAAAUUUACCCACAAGAUCCCAAGUUUUAUUUAAUUUAUGAUAAAACAUUGAUACCAACAGUUGAAAUAAUGGACGUAAGAUUGUUUAUGCAUAAAUCUAUUGUUAACCCACAAGUAGUUGUGGCACACAAUAGAGCACUUGAAAGUGCUAAUGCCCGCUAUUUUAUUACACGAAAGGAAGUAAAGACAUCAAUUAUAGCUAAAGACACAUUAGAUUGUUAUUUAAAUAAUGUCAUCAAUGGAGUGAUUCCUAGAAAAAUAUAUAUUGGUUUUGUUAGUAACGAAGCAUAUAAUGGUUCAUAUAAUAUGAACCCAUUUUAUUUUAAAAAUUACAAUAUCCGACACAUUGCUUGCUAUGUUGAUGGGACUCAAUAUCCACACAGACCAUACACACCAGACUUUACAAAUAAAAAAUAUAUGCGUGAAUACUUUGGAUUAUUUGAAACAGCAAAUCAAAUCAAACAUUCAACAGAUAUUGACAUAACACGGGAAGAGUAUGCUGAAGGUUAUACACUAUUUGGAUUCAAUUUUACACCGGAUUUAUCUGAUGGAGUAGCAAAAAGUGGUUAUGUAUCAACUGUGGUUAGAGGUAACUUACGAGUUGAACUAAAGUUUGCCUACCCUAUACAAGAGACUGUAACUGCAAUCAUAUUCUGCGAAUAUGAUAGUUGUGUAGAAAUAGAGAGCUCAAGAUUUGCUAAUAAAAAUUUUCAAUAA